UUUCAAAUGUCAUCGAGGUGCUGCUUUCAGAUGUCUGUCAUACGAAGUUGUGUAACAAAUUUUUCAAAAAAUUGAUUAAUUAAAUAACUUAAACAAUGCUGUUUUACAAAUACUACGAUACUCCUGAAGGUCAGGACAUAUAUAAGAAAGCUUUCGUCACAUCCAAAUAUGCAGCUCUCACAGGUCUUGGAAUAGGAACAUACGAUGUGUUGAUGUAUUCUCAUCCGAAGGGGCUCUUUAAUACGGCUUAUCGUUUUGGGUACUUCAUAGUCCCGAUGGUGGGAAUGGCUACGACUUUUGCAGUAACAGCUAAUGCUAUACAGAACUACAGAGGCAAAAAUGACGAGUUGAAUUACUUCUUGGGCGGCGCCGCUUCAGGAGCCUUGUUCGCUGUCUGGCAGCGAUCUGGACUUAUCGCACUCCCCGCAGCUGUCGUUCUCGGCGUUGCGGCGGCCAUAAAGAAACAAGCAUACGACAAUAACUUCACCUUCUUCCCUCAAAUCAAAUAUGCUACCAAGUCGGCUGUAAACGUUAAAAGUGAUUGGUCCUUGGUCAAAGACGUUGAGGAACUGAAAACAUGGACCACAGGUUCACAGUAAUGUCCGUGUACAGAAGAUGAAAAUUGAGCAUAGUUUGUAAAUAACAUCAAUAUUGUGAUAAAAUAAAAAUAAUCAAA
This is a messenger RNA of Danaus plexippus (monarch butterfly), 676 nucleotides long. It is a transcript of the gene ND-B14.7, whose product is annotated as NADH dehydrogenase [ubiquinone] 1 alpha subcomplex subunit 11. Gene Ontology annotation, biological process: mitochondrial respiratory chain complex I assembly. Bases 96 to 599 code for a protein of 167 amino acids. The transcript has 2 exons. The record is from RefSeq and is a predicted model, not a curated record. NCBI's taxonomy places the organism in Eukaryota, Metazoa, Arthropoda, Insecta, Lepidoptera, Nymphalidae.